CUUGCGGAAAUGACUGUAGGGGUCGGGGAGGAGCGGUUAGCGUGAAAAGUCAGAUGAAUUUAGCUUCGGUAGUUGGCUAAGAAGAAAUACAUUUCAAGUGCCAAUGCACUUUCAAAAAACCAUCUUCAACUGAAUCGGAUAUAGUCAUAUCACUGCAAAAUUGUGAUAUAUAGCUAGCUAGGAUGUUACAAAGGAAACAUUAACUUGUUGUAGCUAGCUAUAGAAGGAUACAAACUAGCUACUUCGCGCUGACUUGACAAGCAAAGAAGAUAACAAAGACAUUUUGGGAAAUUGUAAUAUGAAAAAAGACGUGUCUGGGACAUUAGGAUUUGUCUCUCAAAAAGACAUCGUCUACAACAAACUUCUGCCAUAUGCGGAUAUAUUAGACGACGAGUCCAAUGACAUUUUAGGUCAAAUCAAAGGGAACUUGGGACGGGCUGUCCAGCUUCGAGAGAUAUGGCCGGGUGUCUUGUUUUGGACAAGGAAACUUUCCACGUACAUACGGCUGUACGGCAGGAAGUUCAGCAAGGAGGACCAUGUGCUGUUCAUCAAGCUGCUGUACGAGCUGAUCACCAUCGACAAGCUGGAAAUCAGUAUGAUGCAAGGCCUAGCCCGGCUACUCAUCAACCUCCUCAAGAAAACAGAGUUGCUGUCGCGUGAGGACCUGGAGUUGCCUUGGAGACCACUGUACGAGCUGCAUGACAGGAUCCUCUACUCAAAGACAGAACACCUGGGCCUCAACUGGUUCCCCAAUUCUCUACGGCCUCGUGCUUCCUCUAAACACAUAAUGAUAAAAUUGUUUCAGAGGUGCUCGGUGGAAAACGUUCUGAAAACACUUGUGAAAAGCUGCAGACCGUAUUUUCCGGAGUCGGCCACCCAGGAGAUGUUGGAGGAGUGGCGUCCACUGCUCUGUCCAUUUGACGUGACCAUGCAGAGAGCAAUAGGAUACUUAGAGCUCUUCCUUCCCACCACCCUACCCCCAGAGCUGCACCACAAGGGCUUCAAGUUGUGGUUUGAUGAGCUCAUCAGCUUGUGGGUGGCAGUACAGAACCUUCCAGGUUGGGAGGUGCAUCUUGUCAACCUGUUUGCCCGCUUGGCCAACGACAACAUUGGCUACAUUGACUGGGACCCAUAUAUACCCAAGAUCUUCACCAGAGUGCUGCGUAGUCUGAACCUCCCGGUGGGGACCAGUCAGAUGCUGGUUCCCAGAUACCUGACAAACGCCUACGAUGUCGCACACGUGGUCCUCUGGGUCUCAGCUUUACUGGGAGGCCCCAGUAAACAAGCCCAGGCACAGCUCAGUGGCCUUUUCAACAGCAUCACGUCUUUCUUCCACCCAUCCAACCAUGGACGCUGGCUGAUGAAGUUGAUGAAGCUGCUGCAGCGCCUCCCGGCCAGCGUGGUAAAACGGCUCCACCGGGAGCGCUACCGGAAGCCCACGUGGCUCACUCUGGUACCGGACAGCCACAAGUUGACGGAGGCAGACAUCACGGCGUUCGUGGAGAGUAUGAUGCAGCCGGUGCUGCUGGCCAUGUUCAGUAAGACGGGCAGUCUGGAUGCUGCUCAGGCCCUACAGAACCUGGCCCUCAUGAGACCUGAACUUGUCAUACCACCAGUGCUGGAGAAAACCUACCCUGCUAUGGAGACCCUGACAGAGCCCCACCAGCUGACUGCCACCCUGAGCUGUAUGAUUGGUGUGGCUCGCAGCCUGGUGUCUGGGGGGCAGCGCUACCCUGAGGGCCCCACACACAUGCUGCCCCUCCUCAUGAGGGCUUUGCCCGGUGUUGACCCCAAUGACUUCAGCAAGUGCAUGAUAACAUUCCAAUUCAUUGCUACGUUCGUUACUCUUGUGCCUUUGGUGGACUGUUCCUCUGCUGUUCUUGAAAGGAGCGACCUGACAGCGGUGGAGAGAGAGAUGUGCUCAGCCUCUGCAGAGUUUGAGGACUUUGUUCUUCAGUUCAUGGACAGGUGUUUUGCCCUGAUAGACAGCAGUACUCUGGAGCAGACCAGAGAGGAGACAGAGACAGAGAAGAUGACCCAUCUGGAGAGCCUGGUGGAGCUGGGACUAUCUUCUACCUUCAGCACCAUCCUCACACAGUGCUCUAUAGACAUCUUCAAGGUGGCUCUGGAGAAGGUCUUUAACUUUGCCACCACCAAUAUCUUUGAGACUCGUGUGGCUGGCAGGAUGGUGGCUGACAUGUGCAGAGCAGCCUCCAAGGUUCACCCUGCACAGUCUCUGAAGCUUUUGGUACCACACUGCUGCAAUGCCAUAAACCAGCUCGCUGUCAAUGAGGAGGUGUUGAGUGAGGAGGAACUGGAUAAGGAGUUACUAUGGAACCUUCAGCUACUGUCAGAGGUGACUCGUGUGGACGGGGACAAGAUCCUCCCCUAUAGCACCCAGCUGGUUCAGAUCCUGCAGCUGACCCUCCAUCUGAAGUGUAAACAGGGCUACACGCUGGCCUGUAACCUGCUGCAUCAUAUCCUGAGGUCUACAGCCCUCAUCUACCCCACAGAGUACUGCAGUGUACCAGGAAGCUUUCAGCAGCCCACACAGGACUACCUGCCCAUCAAGGACUGGGGUCGUCCGGGGGACCUGUGGAACCUGAAUAUCCAGUGGCACGUCCCCGGUGUGGAGGAGACCAGAUUUGUGUUCUAUGUUCUGGACCUGAUCUUACAGCCAGAGCUGCUGCGACUGCAGAGAUACGCCCAGGGGGAACGGGACAUGACCAGGGAUGACGUCCUGCAGAGUUUGUCUAUCGUACAGCACUGCCUUCUGGGAGCAGGAAGUCUGUUUCCACCACUGCGAGGAGAGCCCAUCCCAGAACUGGUGACUAGCAUGGUGAAUCUGGGUGAGACCAACCUCUUCACAGGAGUGUCCUAUGAUGUGUCCAGAGAGAACUACAGAGAUGCUAUCUGUAGAGUGAUGAGGCAGUUGCUACAUCACAUUCUGGAACACUCCGAGGAUGACACCAAGUCUCUAUUCUCCAUCAUCAAGAUCAUCAGUGACCUGCUACACUUCAAAGGCUCCCAAAAACACGAGUUUGACUCUCGCUGGAAGAGCUUCAACCUGGUCAAGAAGUCCAUGGAGAACAGGCUUCGUGGCAGGAAGCAGCACAUCAGAGCCCUACUGAUCGACAGAGUUAUGCUACAGCAUGAGCUUCGUAAGCUAACAGUGGAGGGGUGUGAGUACAGGAGUAUCCACCAGGAACUGAUGAGGGAUCUGCUGAGGCUGUCCACCAGCACCUACAGUCAGGUGCGUAGCCGGGCUCAGAGUGUGCUCUUCACGGCUCUGGGAACCUACAACUUCUGCUGCAGGGACGUGAUCCCUCGCGUGCUGGAGUUCCUGGAGCCAGACCGCUCCGAUGUCACACAGCAGCAGUUCAAAGGUGCCUUAUACUGUCUCUUGGGGAACCACAGUGGGGUGUGCCUUGCUAACCUGCACGACUGGGACUGCAUCACCCUGACCUGGCCUGCCAUCGUCCGCUCAGGACUCAGCUCAGCUAUGUCCCUGGAGAAGCCCUCCAUCGUCCGCUUGUUCGACGACCUCGCUGACAAGAUUCACCGCCAGUAUGAGACCAUCGGCAUAGACUUCGCUAUCCCAUCAGAAUGCCGUGCGGUGGCGGUGCAGCUCCAGACCUCUGGUGUUCCUCUGCCCCCGGAACCUGUCCCCUCAGACCAUGAAGAAGCAGAGGGCCUCAGGAAGCAGGUGGAGAAGAACUUAGACUCUGAACAGAAAUAUGACAAGCUGGUUGGUGAACUUCUGGACCGCCUCAAUGACAGAAACAUGCCCUGGAAGUUUGAGCACAUUGCCAUUGGCUUCAUGUCUCUGUUACUGAGGGACGACCACCCCCUCCCCUCCCCCGCUGUCCUUUUCUUCGUCAAGAGCCUCAACCAUGACUCCCUCCUGGUCCGCAAGGUGGCGAUAUCAGCCGUGGCAGGGAUCAUGAAGCAACUCAAGAGGCCACACAAAAAAGUACCAGUCAGCCCCAACACGCUCUGUGGUAUGAAAGAGCUGGCUGGUCUGAUAGCAGGAGACAGGCCUGAUAACCAGUGGCUCCAGUAUAACAGUAGCAGUCUGCCUCGUACCCAGCAGGACUGGGAAGGCUGUACGUUUGUAGAGAAGACCCACUGGGGAUACUUCAGCUGGCCACAGAAACUCAUGAUGUACGCUCCUUCUGAGGAGCAGCCCAAACAAGGACUGACCAGGGAGGAGAUGACAGAGCGAGAGCAGAUAAUCUACGACCACUUCUCAGACCCAGGGUUCAUCAACCAGCUGAUUGAGUUCCUCUCUCUGGAGGACCGCAAGGGCAAGGACAAGUUCAGUCCCCGCAGGUUCUGCCUUUUCAAGGGUCUGUUCCGGAACUUCAACGAUGCCUUCCUGCCCCUGUUGAAACCACACAUGGAGCGUCUGGUGGCCGAUACACACGAGAGCAAACAGCGUUGUGUAGCUGAGAUCACCUCUGGACUGAUCAGAGGCAGCAAGCACUGGAGCUAUGGCAAGGUGGAGAGUCUGUGGGAGCUGCUGUGUCCUCUGAUCCGUACAGCUCUGAACAACAUCACUGUAGAAACCUACGCUGACUGGGGCACCUGCAUCGCCACAGCCUGUGAGAGCAGAGACCCCAGGAAGCUCCACUGGUUGUUUGAAAUGCUGAUGGAAUCUCCAGUCAACGGGGAGGGGGGAUCCUUCGUAGAUGCCUGUCGUCUGUAUGUGCUGCAGGGAGGCCUGGCUCAGCAGGAGUGGAGGGUCCCUGAGCUGCUCCACAGACUGCUGCAGUACCUAGAGCCCAAACUCACACAGGUCUACAAGAACGUCCGUGAGCGCAUCGGAAGCGUCCUCACCUACAUCUUCAUGAUAGACGUCAACCUGCCAUACACCCAGCCCACGGCCUCGCCCCGCAUCAAGGAGUUCACAGAGCGAGUACUGCUGCGCCUCAAACCCCUGACGGAGGGGGAUGAGGAGAUCCAGAACCACGUGGUAGAGGAGAACGAUGUGGGGGAGCAGGACGAGAGGACACAGGCCAUCAAACUACUGAAGACAGUACUCAAGUGGCUGAUGGCCAGUGCUGGACGCUCCUUCUCCACGGCCGUUCCAGAGCAGCUCCAGUUGCUACCACUGCUGUUCAAGAUCGCUCCGGUGGAGAAUGAUGACAGUUAUGAUGAGCUGAAGAGGGAUGCUAAGACCUGUCUGUCUCUGAUGUCCCAGGGACUACUCUACACAGAGCAGAUACCACUGGUCCUGCUGGCCCUGCAAGAGAUAGCAGGCAGCAGUUCGUGGCAUGCACGCUACACGGUGCUGACGUACCUACAGAUCAUGGUCUUCUACAACCUGUUCACCUUUAUGAGCGACCAGGGAGCCGUCAACGACGUCAGAGCACUGGUCAUACGCCUACUGGAGGACGAGCAGCUGGAGGUGAGGGAGAUGGCUGCCACCACUCUGAGCGGUUUCCUUCAGUGUAACUUCCUGUCCAUAGAGGGCCCCAUGCAGAGCCACUUUGAGGCCCUCUGCAAGACCCGCCUGCCCAAGAAGAGGAAGAGGGAGCUGGGCUCCGUGGUGGACACCAUCCCUUCUGGAGAUCUAGUGAGGCGACAUGCUGGAGUGUUAGGUCUGAGUGCCUGUAUCCUGUCCAGCCCCUACGACGUUCCCAGCUGGAUGCCCCAGCUACUGAUGAACCUGAGCGUCCACCUCAACGACACACAGCCCAUUGAGAUGACUGUGAAGAAGACCCUGUCUAACUUCCGGCGGACUCAUCAUGACAACUGGCAGGAACACAAACAGCAGUUCACUGACGACCAGCUGCUGGUUCUGACCGACCUGCUGGUCUCUCCCUGCUACUAUGCCUAGAUACCUGGGCCCUGGUACAACUUUCAGAUGGAGAUUGUUAUGUUUUCUUAACGGAGGAACGACACCCUGAAUGCCCUCUCUGAGCCACUCAACAGUUCCUCACUCUGUUAUUAGUCUGGGAAAGCCUCAGACUGAACAGAACAGGGCCUUAUUCACAAAGCGUCUGAGUACAAUUGCUGAUUUAGGAUCAGUUUUGCCUUUCAGAUCGUAUUGAAUACCAUUAUAUGGACAUGGUGACCUGAUCCUCGAUCAGCAGCGCUACUCUGAGACGCUGUGUGAAUACCAGAACAGACGAGCCUGCAUGAGGGGAGACGGGCCUCACGUCCAGGUCCCUGCCCUCUGACCAGACCAACGGACGACACCUGGGUCGUUUUCACUAGGCACCAAACGUAAUGAAACGAGGAGGAACUACCUGGAUGUUUCCUUAGAAAAAGGUUUUUGCUACGUUGUGCCAUAACGAAUACAACCCUGUACCCUGAGGACCUUGAGAAGGGGGAGGGGGGAAUAUGCAUACGUAAUGGAUGGAUGGAAUAAAAUAGAGUUGUGUAUUUGUUUUAGUGCUCAUUUACAUUUCUACUAUACUUAAUAUUUAAGGAUAAACCAUAGCAUGGAUGAUUGAUCUGCAGUUUGUAAUAUUACUGUAAUAUUACUGUAAUGUUACUGUACAGUUGAUUUCUCUUGUUCUUUUCCUUUGUGUGUCUGUGGGGAAGUGGAAUGCUUGACGAAGAUGCCUGCAGGUUUCCCCCCUAUCUCUGGUCCAACAUGUAGUGCGUGUUCCCCCAUUAGUGCACCACUACGCCGUAGGACCAGAGCUAGUUUCCCCCGUACUAUUGCUCUCAGUACAACAUCCCCUCAAUGUUAUCAACUCUGCACCAACUAACUAUAUUAUCCCACUAGAGCAAGGCUCUCCAGUCCUGUUCCUGGGGAGCUGCCGUCCUGUACGUUUUCACUAUGACCCUAAUCUAGCACACCUGAUUCUAAUAACUACGUGGUUGAUCAGCUGAAUUAAGAUAGUUACAACUGGGGUUGGAGUGAAAACCUAGCUCCCCAGGAACAGGUAGCUCUCCAGGAACAGGGUUGGAGUUAAAACCUACAGGAGGCUAGCUCUCCAGAAACAGGGUUGGAGAGACCUGCUCUAGAGGAUAGGAACCAUAUUGUCCCAGGUCUCCAGUGAAGUGUUCUUAGCCACAGUCUAUGUGUUCAGAUGAUCGUUCAUUAUCAUUUAGAUUAGGAGUGUUUCACAAAUGGACUCUUUUCCUUUUAGUGCACUACUUUUGACCAGGGCCCAUAAGGCUCUGAUCAAAAGUAGUGCACUAUAUAGGGAAUAGGGUGUCAUUUGGGACAUUUUAACCUGGCACACACAUUUACAUACUUGGAUGUUUGUGUACUUUGUUUAUCUCUGCUAUAUGCAUAUUUUAUUAUGUGUAUAUAACAUGUGUAUGUAACAUAAAUGCACAAACAUGUUUAUUUAUUUGUUUGAAGUGCUGAUUUUAUUAUUCUUAGAGUUGCUGGUAAUGAAAGCUUUUGGUUUGUGAGUAGAUUGUUCAGCUUGUUAGUGACGGAGCAUUUGAUGUAAUCUGCUCUCGCUUGGGCAAUGAUGACUAUAUAGCAGAGUGAGUGUGUGAGUGUGUGUUCAUUCCUCAAGGCUAUGUGCACGGUUUUCAGCUGAUGAGUACAGUUUAAUCAUCAUGGCAUGUCUAAACCCCUCUCAAAAUCCCAAGGGACUCGUUUCCCGGACACAGGUCAAGCCUGGUCCUGGACUAAAAAAACAUGAUAAUUGGAGAGUCUCCAUUGAAACAAAGCUUUUUAGUCCAGGACUAGGCUUGAUCUGUGUCUGGGAAAUGGGGCCCAAGGAAUAGCCAAACAUCCUGUCCACCACCUUAGCAUCGCACCCCUUCCCCUCUACUCCUCAAUAUAACAUUGUUCUCCAUUCUUUUUUAAAACCCCUAGUGAGAGAUUUAUUUUGGAUUCAAUAUUUACUUUUCCAUGAAGACUUGAAAAUCUAGUCGCAUUGGUUCAGUGUAGUACUUCACACCUGUUCAGUGUAGUACUUCACACCUGUUUAGUGUAGUGCCAAAACUGCAGUGAUUCUUUUUAGAUGUACUGUUUUCUGAAGAAAAUAAAGAAAUUCAUGGAGUUUGUAACAAA
This is a messenger RNA of Salmo salar (Atlantic salmon), 7990 nucleotides long. Its product is annotated as proteasome activator complex subunit 4B. NCBI's taxonomy places the organism in Eukaryota, Metazoa, Chordata, Actinopteri, Salmoniformes, Salmonidae. Gene Ontology annotation, cellular component: spermatoproteasome complex; cytosol; nucleus. Gene Ontology annotation, biological process: proteasomal ubiquitin-independent protein catabolic process. The record is from RefSeq and is a predicted model, not a curated record. Gene Ontology annotation, molecular function: peptidase activator activity; proteasome binding.